Molecule: messenger RNA, 321 nt
Organism: Vicia faba (fava bean)
Lineage: Eukaryota; Viridiplantae; Streptophyta; Magnoliopsida; Fabales; Fabaceae
Source: the annotation of a GenBank genome assembly
AUGAAAACCAAAAUUUUUAUCUUCUUGUACUUCUGUUCGUUACUUUAUUUCUUUGUUGGGGCAAUUGAAACUCCUAAACAUAGGAAACAAUUUGGUGAAACAAAAGGAAUGAGAGCAAGUAUUGUGUUAGAUGGUUAUGCAAUCUAUCGUGGUGGACUUGGAGUCUGGAAUGGUGGUGUCAUAACCUUUCCCAAUAUUGGAAAAGGUGCAAACGAUAAUGGAAAUAUCAUAAACUUUCCGAAAGGUGGAAAGAAUGGUGGUGGUAGAAAUAGACUUUUGGGACGAAAGUCAAGUGUGGGGAAAGCCUAUGUGAAAAACUAA